AUGAUUGUUAUUUACCCAGUUAUCUUGAUAACCAAAGACAGUUUUUCCCUACUUUUUACAAGUGAUAAGGAUCUGCAACAAGCGGUCGCCAAGCUAGCAUAUCUUCUUGGUAUAACUAUGUUGCUCAACAGCAUCCAGCCGAUAAUAUCAGGGGUUGCAAUUGGUGGUGGAUGGCAGGCACUGGUAGCUUAUAUAAACUUGGGUUGUUACUACAUUUUUGGACUUCCUCUUGGAUAUCUUCUUGGUUAUAUUGCAAAUCUGGGAGUGAUGGGACUUUGCGGGGGCAUGAUAUGUGGAACUGCUCUCCAAACCUUGCUUCUGAUGAUUGUGCUCUACAAAACCAACUGGAACAAAGAGGUGGAGCAAGCAACAAAAUGCGUGAGGAAGUGGGGUGGUCAAGACAUCACAGCUGGGAAUGGAGCUCAAAGUACCUGAAAUUCUUUGCUCCUUCAAUGUUCAAUGUUCAAACUUUUUGUUUUGGAUGAAUAAAAUCUUCAAGUACGAGUACAAAAAAGGCAAUGAUAUAGUGAGAUUUCUAGCUUUGCCAUUUUCAGAGGCCAAUGCAUAUUCCUCUGCUCAUAAGCUUAACGGUGUCGCCGCCU
This is a messenger RNA of Prunus persica (peach), 602 nucleotides long. Its product is annotated as protein DETOXIFICATION 35-like. Gene Ontology annotation, cellular component: membrane. Lineage: Eukaryota; Viridiplantae; Streptophyta; Magnoliopsida; Rosales; Rosaceae. Gene Ontology annotation, molecular function: xenobiotic transmembrane transporter activity; antiporter activity. The record is from RefSeq and is a predicted model, not a curated record. The transcript has 6 exons. Gene Ontology annotation, biological process: transmembrane transport. Bases 1 to 435 code for a protein of 144 amino acids.